AAGCAUGCUCUCCCCAAAGCUGCAGAAAGAUGCCUGCCCCUCUCUCUCUGUACAGCUGGAGAUUUAAAGGGAAAGAGUUGAUGCACAACCAUUCAGUACACCUCCGCCGAGCCCUCCCCAUCUAUGCAACGUCAGUCGCUCCUUCCCACUCGAGAACAAAUGCUGCCCACCGAACGGUGACCCGGAGAGGGAAAGGUUCGAACCUAACAGAGAGAAGGCCUUGAUAUGGUUUCAUCAAUGUGAAGAAAAAAACUGGUUGGGGGACUACUUUGCGUGUGCGGGAGCGGUGCUGCGUCUCUCUCUUGCUUUCCCCCUGUUGGCAGCCAUCUUGAAUUUUAAUGUUAAUUUUCUGGAAAUUUUUAGUUUCCCUCGAAAUAUCGGAUGGGAUUCCCUGCGAUUCCGAGCUUGGAGGAAGGGGCAUCUGUUUUUCAACAGAUAGACUAAACUGUUACUGAACUUCUAAACAUCGAAAUUCAGGUGUGCUGCCAGUAGAAGGAAACCCUAACAAUAUUGUGUGUUUGAGGCCCUGCUUUAAUUGUUCUUGUUAGCAGGAAUCAACAGUGGUGAAGAAGCAUGGUUCAGCAGGAACAUUUGUGCUGUGAAGUCAUGGUUUGCCUGAUCUCUAAUGACCUGCAUCCUCAGUGGCUGGAGCAAGUGUAGAAGAAAUGGAAGAUAGUGCUGUUGAAGGCAGAGGAAAGUCAGGAAUACCUUGCAAUAGGACCACUGGGCCUAAUCAUGUAUUUUACCAGCGUGUUUAAGUAAAAGCUUUGCUACUGCCAAGAAUUUUGAUAUGGAAGAAUGAGUCUGCAGAUGAGGAGCUCAAGUAAACAGUGCAAUGACGGUCAUGAAGAAAGUGUUUACAGUAGCAGAAGUGUACACUUGACAAGAAAUAGCAUUUUGAACUACCAGCCUAUUUCUUGGGAGGGCCUGUUGAAAAGAGAGACUAAAUGAUACUGGCUUGGGCUGUUUGUUGGCAUGAAGUGGUUGGGAGAAUCCAAGAAUAUGGUAGUAAAUGGCAGGAACAAUGGAAGCCGAUUAUCCAUUGAACAGCGUGAGCAACAGAAUUUGCCUAGAUUACGACCCAGUGCACAGCAAAGCAAUCCUAAAGCUAACAGAAAUGCUUCUGAAAAACGCACAUCUAGACGCUGUGGAGGAUCUGGGAUUGAAGGUCAGAGUCGGUAUGCACCUUCAUCUGGGAUGGGAGCCAAAGAACUCUGUGAGAAUGAUGACCUAGCAACAAGUCUUGUCCUUGAUCCUUACUUGGGUUUCCAAACUCACAAAAUGAACACAAGAACUUUACACAGCAAUGCAGUUUUAAUACAAUAUCUUAUACCACAGGUAUUCAUUUACUUAAGAAUGUUUGCUGCUGAAAGCGGAUUUGAAAUUUUGCCAUGUAACCGGUAUUCAUCAGAACAGAAUGGAGCCAAAAUUGUUGCAACUAAAGAAUGGAAACGAAAUGAUAAAAUUGAAAUGCUUGUAGGUUGUAUAGCUGAACUGUCUGAAAUGGAGGAAAACUUGCUACUUCGACAUGGAGAAAAUGAUUUCAGUGUUAUGUACUCCACAAGGAAAAACUGUGCACAGCUAUGGCUUGGUCCUGCCGCAUUUAUUAAUCAUGAUUGCAGGCCAAACUGUAAGUUUGUAUCAACUGGUCGUGACACAGCGUGUGUGAAAGUUCUGAGAGAUAUCGAACCUGGAGAAGAAAUAUCUUGUUACUACGGUGAUGGUUUCUUUGGAGAAAAUAAUGAGUACUGCGAGUGCUAUACUUGUGAAAGACGUGGAACUGGGGCUUUCAAAUCAAAAGCUGGACUUCCCACUCCUAUACCUCUCAUAAACAGCAAAUAUGGUCUAAGAGAAACAGACAAACGUCUGAACAGGCUAAAAAAGUUGGGGGACCACAGCAAAAACUCUGAUAACCAGUCUGUGAGUUCCAACACUGAUGCAGAUACAUCUCAGGAAAAGUCUGACAGAAGUUCUUCUGCUGACGGAAAAGAAUCAACGGAUAUGAAAAAAGAUUACAAGGGCAGAACAGUAACAAGGCAGACAAUAACAAGAAACUCUGCUGUUUCCAAUUCUACCUCGUGUUCUAAACCAACCCAUAUGAACAAUUCCAGGGUACCAAAGAGACUAAGGAAAUCUGCAAAACCUCUGUUGUCAAAAGCAAGGCAGAAAAGUCGAUGCAAAAGGCCAGAGCAGAAAUCUGUUUCAAGAAAGCUUGAGGUAGAAAACUUAGUUCUUAAGGAACCUAAAGUGAUUUUAUAUAAAAAUGUUUCUGUUAAAGACAGAGAUAUGCAGGGACCAGAAAAAGAUGGAUCAGAUGGUUGCAUAACCAGGCAUGCAGCAAAAGAGCAUGGUGUGAGUGCUGUAACAGAAGCAUUUACAGAUGUAGCAGUUUCUUCUUGCACAUAUAUGACCAGGAGGUCCCUGCGAAAAAUGGUUGAUCCGAAGGAACUCCCUGAUAAGCAGCUUGAACCAAAUAUCUUGGACUGCCAUAAAAGUGGUAGUUGUGAACUUGAGUUAAAAGACUUCGAGCAGCAUUCACAUACAGCAAAUGAAAGUUUGUUGAAUCCUGAAACUGUGCUUAAGGUGGAGGAUAAUUUUGAGGACUGUACUGUAUCUACAGAAAGUGUAAGUUCACAGCAUGCAGCAGUUUUAGGCUCCAUUGUAAAAGUAGAAGAAUCUGGUUCUGUUUGUGAGCCGUCUGUAAAUAAAGAAUCAAUACCUGAACUAAUACGCUCAUCACCUGUUACUGAACAUGGUGAUUGCAACAGAUUAGCACUAGACAUGUCAAAUGGACAUCAGGAUUGCACUGGUGCAUCCAAUGAAUGCACUGUAGUAACUGCUGAAACUUUCAAGCCAAAAGAUCAUUUCAGAACUGCAAAAAGAAAAAAGAAAAGGCGAAUUACAAGGUAUGAUGCACAGUUAAUUGUUGAAAACAGCUCUGGGAUUCCUAAACUGACCCUCCGCAGGAGACGUGAUAGCAGCAGCAGUAAGUCAAAUGACCAGGAAAAUGAUCACAUCAGUUCAUCAAAAAUAAGCAUUAAGUUAAGUAAAGAACACCAAAAUGACAGAAAUAAUUUGUAUGUAGCAAAACUUAAUAAUGGGUAUAAUUCUGGAACAGGUUGUAGUUCUACAAAGCUUAAAAUACAACUAAAAAGAGAUGAGGAAUGUGUUGGGGUCAGUCAGGCUUAUUCGGACAGUGGUCUUGAUAAUGGUAUAUGUUGUAAUGCACUUAGUCAUUUAGGGUCUGGAAUAGAAGAAAAUGAAUGUAAUCAGUGUGAUGAAGACUCUCUUGAUGAAUCCUCUUCAGAUGAUGACGAUGAUGAUGAUGAUGAUGAUGAAGAGAGUGAAGAGGAGGAAGAGGAGGAGGAUGGAGAGGAAGAGGAAGCAGAUGAGGAGGAAGAGUAUGAUGAGGAAGAUGAUGACUUUGAAGAUGAUUUCAUUCCUCUUCCGCCAGCUAAACGAUUAAGACUUAUUGUAGGUAAAGAUUCAAUAGACAUUGAUAUCUCCUCUAGAAGGAGAGAGGAUCAGUGUCUAAGACUUAAUGCAUAAGCUGAAGGUGAAAACCUGACCAUCUUGUAAAUAAAUGAACUUUCCAAUCAGCUAUUCCUCAUCUAAAAGAUUUCUUUUCUGUAAAUUUUAGUGAAAGCACUUCUGUAUUGUUCUGUCAUUAUAAACGUAAAUAUUGUAGAAAGUGUACAGUAUAUUGACUCUUAAGUCUGAUUUGUGCAGAUUUUUAUUGGUCUUUUUAAUAGCCUUACUAUGUGCAAUUCUUGUUUUGGAAAAAGGAAAUGCUUUGUUGUAAAAUAAAGGCUAAAACAAAAUAUUUAAAAAGUU
This is a messenger RNA of Protopterus annectens (West African lungfish), 3834 nucleotides long. RefSeq names its product lysine methyltransferase 5B (gene KMT5B). The coding region runs from base 976 to 3549 and encodes 857 amino acids. The transcript has 12 exons. Lineage: Eukaryota; Metazoa; Chordata; Ceratodontiformes; Protopteridae. Gene Ontology annotation, cellular component: nucleus. Gene Ontology annotation, molecular function: protein binding; histone H4K20 methyltransferase activity. The record is from RefSeq and is a predicted model, not a curated record.